This is a messenger RNA of Ixodes scapularis (black-legged tick), 858 nucleotides long. RefSeq lists its product as uncharacterized. Gene Ontology annotation, molecular function: nucleic acid binding. Lineage: Eukaryota; Metazoa; Arthropoda; Arachnida; Ixodida; Ixodidae. Bases 64 to 858 code for a protein of 264 amino acids. The record is from RefSeq and is a predicted model, not a curated record. The transcript is spliced from 2 exons.
CCCCCACUCCCCAUUCCACCGCACAUACGUAACCGCAUUCGAGUCCACCCAAUCCCUCGCCACAUGCACCCAACUUUCCAUAAAGCCCGGCGACUAGCACGAGCCAACAUCCACGCGAAACUAUACCCACCAUCACCAUGCACACUAUACACUGAUGCCACACCCUACCCUCACGAACCUGCACACUGUGUAGCUGUUCUCGGCCAACAUCCACCACCAAACGUCACGGCGGCCACCAUCCUCACUACAAACACAACCACGGCGGAGGAAGCGGCCAUUGCCCUUGCGCUCGCCCAGAGCCCCACCCCCCAAUUCGUCCUAUCUGAUUCUCAGCAGGCCAUCCGCAAUUUUAUUCGCGGCAAUAUCUCCCCCAUGGCCUUCCAAAUUCUCACCAACAACCCUCCAUCCGACACCGUGACCCUGCUGUGGACACCAGCCCACACAGGCGUAGGCGCUAAUGAGAUGGUGCACGAUCGUGCUCGCGAACUUAUUGACCGAGCCGCCAUUUCAGCUGCGCCUACACGCGAUGUCCCUGCAGGCAAGCCUACCUCCCUCCUGCAGUACAGGGAUAUUACCCUACACUACCGCCUCCUCCGCCGCCAAUACCCACCUCCGCACCCCCACCUCUCCCAAGAGGGAGCACACAUGCUGCGCCUCUUACAAACACACACUUUCCCCCACCGAACACAACUAAUACACACUCACCCACACCUCUUUACCAGCCCCACCUGUCCUGCCUGCGGGGCAUUCGACACUCAUUACCAUUCCCUUUGCGAAUGCCCCGCAGACCCAUACCCCCCUCUUCCCUCCCCUCACCUCUGGGAGCAGAUGUUGCGCGACCCGGAGGAGUCAGCGUAA